UCGUUGGUGAAUGCACUGUUGUACAUACGUCAUAGGUUCGGUGCCGUUGCUGUGUGUGCUGCGAGUCAAUACAGUUUUCAGAACAAUACUCGGAUUAAGUGGACAUUAAAUGUAGGACUGGACCUUUUUUCUUUCUAAAGUUUGGUAAAAGUUUCAAAUUUCUUGUGGAUAUUUUAGUCAGAAACUUUUUGGUGUUUUUGUGACUAUUACGGGUACAAUACUGUGUCUUUAAUCGAUUCCUUUCAUUGCCAUGUUAUUUUUUCCAAAGACGAGUCUUUAUUGUGAAAAAAAUGCCAUUGAACAUAGUGAAUAAUUGAUUUCAGUAUAUAUUGUGUACCAGUGCAUUCUGUCUCUGAAGCCACCAGAUCUGACGUGGAUCAGACAAAUGAACUUAGAACUCUGCAAGGAUUUGGCGUUAUGACGAAAUUUUGUGACGAGCAUAAUAUCCAUCGGAAUUUGGUGAUUGUUAAGUCACUGUUUUACGGAGGUUGAGGAGGAAAUUACACACAUAAUCAUAUUAAUUGAAUGGAAAUGAAGGGAAAAGAUGGUGACAAAAAUCAUCUAAGUCCCUUUGAUCAGAAUGGAACACAGGGAAAAGACGGACGAAUUUCGCCGUCAUGGCGCCCUCCGUCCGCUAAAAGUUCUAGAGUGGGGGACGAAGAGGAAGAAACUGGACCUCGUUUCCGACUGUAUGAUAAACGGUCAUGGGAGGACCAAGUUCAGAAGGAAAGGGAUGCUCAAAGGAAGUUAGACAAGAACAAUGGCAAAGCCGUCGCACAUCUGGUUGAUGGUGAAUUAAAGUUUGAAGACGAUGAAGAGGAGGCUAGGAAGACAAGAGAUCCCACGCUACAGGAGGGGAAUAUCUUGCCUGAUGAACUUUCGGAGGUGUUCACUGUUGAUUACUAUGGAAAACCCUUGGAGGAAAUUGAUAAAUAUAUCAAAGACAAGACAUUUGUAGCAAUAGCACCACGUUUCUCAAACAAAUACAUUCACCGCUUCACCGCCACCAAAGCUCUUGGGUGUCUGACGCCUUGGAACCCUGUUCGAAAGUUGGCUGUGUAUAUUGCCACAAAUCAGUUUUUUGACUAUCUAGUCAUUUUGACAAUUUUGUGUAAUUGUGUCUUCUUAGCUAUGCCAGACGACCCUGCCUCAGAAACUGCAGAAUAUGUCUUUCUAGGAAUUUAUACCUUGGAAUGUAUUGUAAAACUUACAGCUCGUGGAUUAAUAAUUAACAAGUUUACUUAUUUACGAGAUCCUUGGAAUUGGCUAGAUUUUGUAGUUAUUAUAUCAGCAUAUGUCACCAUUAUCAUAGAUUUCACAUCAUCGCCAAGUACAGGAGAAGAUGAUGGAAGUGUAUUUAAUCCUCAGAUGUUACGAACAUUCCGAGUAUUACGAGCUCUUAAAACAGUGUCUAUAGUUCCAGGAUUGAAGACAAUAGUGGGUGCAUUGCUCCGAGCUUUCAAGCUACUCUUUGAAGUGAUCAUCUUGACCACCUUUUGUCUGAUGAUCUUUGCAUUGUUUGGACUCCAGGUGUAUGUUGGGAUUCUGCGACAGAAAUGUGUAGCAAAUAUCCCUGAGUACAAUGCCACACCAUCCAAGUCAUAUUUAGCUUACUAUGAUGAAUGGAUAAAAAAUGAUGCAAACUGGUACCAGGAUGGAGAAGGGGAAUACUUGAUAUGUGGGAAUGCUUCGGCUGCAGGAUCAUGUCCGAGUGGUUACACCUGCCUUCCAGACAUAGGAGAAAACCCUAAUUUUGGCUAUACAAGUUUUGACCAUUUUGGUUGGGCUAUGUUGACUUCAUUUCAGCUGAUCACUCUGGACUUCUGGGAAGACACGUACAAUAAGGUUAUUCGGGCAAUGGGUCCAUGGAAUGUCUUGUUCUUUGUGAUAGUGGUUUUCUUUGGAUCCUUUUAUCUCAUCAACUUGAUGCUGGCUGUUGUAGCUAUGUCUUAUGAAGAGGAGGCUGUCAAUACCAACAGGGAAAAAGAAGAAAAGGAAAGAAAGGAAGCUGCAAAAGACAAGUUAAAAAAGGAGGCUGCAGCAGACAAGGCCAAAGCUGACAAGGAAGUCGCCAAAGACAGCACCAAAUGGAAACCACCAAAGGAGGACGGGAAGCAGUCAAAUGGCACCAACAACAACAAGGACUCCAAAGAUUCAAAAGUAGGUAGCAAUUCUAAGUCUGGGACUGUUACUGUCAAUGGAAAGCCUUUACAAAAUUAUGGCAAGGGUCGUAAUCCUAUGGUCAAAAUGCCAAGUAAGGAUAGCGGAUACUCUGUUCAGAGUAAUGUCAGCUCUCACUCUGGAGGUAGCAAGGACAAAGAUGACCCUGAUAAUAUCAGCCUAGACAGCCAGUCUAACCCACGCAAAGCCGACUCUGGUACCGGGUCCAUGUCACAUGGCCUUAACUCUGACAGCAUUGACAAAAAGACCACCACACCAAUAAAGCCAUUUAUCAAGCAGGACAGUUUGGCAAAUGUUUCUUCCUCCGGGAUACAUCUUGGUGACAAUGAUGGAGACCUUUCUACAAAGACUAAAUCUAGCAAGCCACCUCCAAAAAUAAUCAAAGGAAGCUUAAAAAACAGUGGUGAGGAAAGCACAGGUAGAAAUGAGCCAGGAACACUGGUGGACAGAAAUCACUCCUGCAUGGGGAAAUGUUGUUACUGCUUCAUCCCCUGGCUGAGGCUCCAGAACCUGGUCUUCAUCUUCGUGUCAGACCCACUGUUUGACCUCUUCAUUACACUUUGUAUUGGUGUGAACACAAUUUUUAUGGGGUUAGAGUACCACAACAUGCCAGAUCAACUGGUUACGGCCACAACAGUUGCCAACAUUGUCUUCACUGUCAUUUUCACUCUUGAGGCAGUGCUGAAAUUGACAGCCUUUGGAAAAUUUUACUUUUCCAAUGGCUGGAACAACUUUGACCUGGUAAUUGUGGCAGCCAGUUGGAUAGAUUUUGGGUUGGCCGAUUUGGAUGGUGUCAGUGUCAUCAGGACAUUCAGAUUGUUGAGAGUUUUUAAGUUGGCCCAGUCUUGGAGAACAAUGCGAGUCCUACUGUCUAUAAUCAUGAGUACGCUUGGGGCACUGGGAAACCUGACGGUCAUUCUCGUUAUCAUUAUCUAUAUAUUUGCUGUGAUUGGUCUACAGUUGUUUAGGAAGAGCUACACAGCAGAUAAAUUUGGAGAGGAUGGAGUACCAAGAUGGAAUUUCAAUACAUUUUUCCAUGCUCUGAUGUUGAUUUUCCGUAUCCUCUGUGGAGAGUGGAUUGAGGAGCUGUGGAAUUGUAUGCGAGCAGCUGACGAACUAUGUAUGGUGGUCUUCCUGCCAACUCUAGUGUUUGGAUACUUUAUUGUUCUCAAUCUUUUCUUGGCCUUACUACUGAAUGCUUUCGGAAGUGAAUCUUUGAAAGGGUCUGAUGAUAAUGAAGAAGAAGACAAGCUUGCACUAGCAUUUGGAAAGAUAAAGAGAUUCUGCUGUUGCUGCUGUAACAGAUUCAAGAAAACCCCUCGAACAGCCUCUGUAGGACCAGAUGAUAUAGAUGAGGAAAAACAAAUUGGCAUGACAGAUUUAGAUAGUGACACCAAAGAUAAGAAAGCUAUAGCCAAUGGGACAUUAAAAGCAAAUGGCAUCAACCAUGAUAAGGGAGAGGUGGACAAGGCAUUUGAUGCAAAGAGAGACAAAUUUUCCGAUUUUGAUGCUGCAAGAAAAGCUUCCAAAGCAAAAGACUCAACAGCCAGUAAUGCUGGUAGCACUUCCAAAGCUGGAGAAACUAAGGAUAAAAAGGACAAAAAAGACAAAGAUGGUAUGGCUCUGGGUGAUGAAGCCAAUGACAUGGAUGAUGAUGAUGAAAAUAAAGAAACAGUUGUGGAGGAUUGCCUCCCAGGAUUCUGCAUGUCAAACCAUGCCCUCUGGUCAGAUUUUGAUGAAUCCAGCUUUGGGAAAAAAUGGUACAAAUUGCGAUACACUAUGUGUAAAAUUGUGGAGCACAAAGCCUUUGAAUACAGCAUUCUUGUGUGCAUUGCCCUAAGCAGUAUGUCUUUGGCCUUUGAGGAUGUAUAUCUGUACACUCGUCCAGAACUGGAGGCUGCACUGUACUAUUCAAACAUUGUCUUUGCUGUGCUGUUCACAAUUGAAAUGUUAAUGAAAUGGAUUGCCCUAGGAUUCAAAAAAUACUUCACAAGCUUUUGGACAAUUCUAGAUUUCUUCAUUGUUGUGAUCUCAUUGGCCAGUUUGAUAGCUGAUGCUGCGGGUGGUGAAGACAUCUCAGCAUUCCGAUCCCUGAGGACACUCCGUGCAUUUAGACCUCUUAGAGCAAUAUCAAGGUGGCAGAGCAUGAGGAUUGUGGUCAAUGCUCUGAUGCUGGCCAUCCCCGCCAUUCUGAACGUCUUGGUUGUGUGUAUGGUCUUCUGGCUGAUCUUCAGUAUUAUGGGAGUCCAGUUCCUUUCUGGUCGAUUUUACAAGUGUAAGGAUGCAAGCGGUGAGGUGUUGCUCCCCAGUGUUGUAGCUAACAAAAGCCAGUGCUUGGCAAUGGCUUCCACACACAAUUACACCUGGGUCAACUCCAAUAUUAAUUUUGACAAUGUUUUGAGUGGCUAUCUUGCUUUGUUCCAAGUAGCCACAUACGAGGGAUGGAUGGAAGUUAUGGACGAUGCCGUAGAUAGUACAGAUGUGGAUAAGCAGCCUAGCUUUGAGAACAACCUAUACAUGUACCUGUACUUUGUGGCUUUUAUCAUCUUUGGGUCGUUCUUUACCCUCAACUUGAUUAUUGGUGUCAUUAUCGACAACUUCAAUGCCUUGAAGAAAAAGUAUGAUGGCAGCGCUUUAGAUAUGUUCUUAACACAAGGUCAGAAAAAUUACAUGAACACCUUGAAGAAGCUGGGAUCCAAAAAGCCACAGAAGACCAUCAAGAGACCAAAGGCGGCAUGUCAAGCAGUCUUCUAUGACGUUGCAGUGAGCACCAAGUUUGACCUGUGCAUAGUGGUUGUGAUUUUCAUGAAUAUGAUUGCUAUGGCUGUAGACCACUACAAGAUGACAAAAUAUGUCUCAAACAUCUUAGACAUCCUCAACAUUUUGUUUACCACUAUUUUUACCCUGGAAAGUGUGAUCAAGAUAAUUGGGUUGAGGCAUCACUACUUUCGACAACCAUGGAAUGUGUUCGACUUUGUAGUUGUGGUCGUAUCACUUGUUAGUAUCAUACUGGAAGAUCUUCUUGCAAGCAUCUUUAACCCCACAUUGCUUCGCGUGUUUAGGGUGUUCAGGAUAGGGAGGGUUCUAAGACUGAUUAAGGCUGCUAAAGGUAUCCGGAAGCUUCUGUUCGCCCUUAUUAUUUCCCUUCCAGCUCUUAUCAACAUUGGAGCUCUGCUGUGUCUCAUUAUGUAUAUCUAUGCCAUCAUUGGCAUGUCUUUGUUUGGAAACAUGAAGAUUGAACUUCCAUUGGAUGAUACUGUGAAUUUCCAGACUUUUGCCAGUAGUUUUGUGUUACUUCUCCGUCUUUCAACAUCUGCUGGUUGGAAUGACAUUUUGGAGACCAUGUAUUUACAGCCACCAGACUGUGAUCCUGAUUAUGCUACUCGGCCAGAGGGGGGUGAAAAAUUUAAAUAUUCCACAGGAGAUUGUGGAUCUCCAGCGUUUGGAGUGUUUUAUAUGGUGUCUUACAUUCUGAUUAUAUUCUUAGUGGUGAUUAACAUGUACAUUGCUAUUAUUUUGGAGAACUUUAAUCAGGCCCAUGAGGCAGAAGAAGUUGGAAUAACUGAAGAUGACUUUGAUGAAUUUUAUGUGGUUUGGGAAAAAUAUGAUCCUUUAGCCACUCAGUUUAUCAAAUAUGAACAUCUCUCUCACUUUGUGGGGGAUUUAGACCCACCAUUAGGCAUACCUAGGCCUAAUGAAAUUGCUUUAGUGGCAUUUGAUCUUCCAAUUGUUGAAGGAGACAAAAUUCACUGCUUAGAUGUGUUGAUUGCUUUAUGUAAAAAUGUGUUAGGUCGUGUAGAAGAAACAGAGGAAUUCAAAGAGCUGAAAUCUCAAAUGGAAGAAAAGUUCCAGGAAACCUUCCCAACUCGUGUGAACACAAGUAAAACUUCAAGUACAAUGCAGAAAAAGAAAGAAGAUGUAGCGGCUAAGACACUUCAGAAUGCUUGGAGGACAUUCAAAACUCAGAAGCAGCUCCGAAAUCUUACCAAGAUGGCAAUGCAAAAAGCAGAGGCAGAUGAAAAUGAGAAAAACUCUAAAACACGUGGGGCCAGUCUUGCUAAUCUUGGCAAACGUCUAAAUAGUGCUCUGAGCAAUUUCUUCAGCUCGUCUCGGCCGAGUAGUGCAACAAGUAGACACAGUAUCAAAAGUCAAACCACAGUGACCACACCAGGAAAUUCUCAAAGGAAAUCCAAAAGUACUUUACAGGUUCCUGCAGUGGGUCCCAUCUAUCCAGCCAAAGGCUCUGAUAAAGAGUUGGAAUUAUGAUAUCAUUGAAAGAGAAAAUGUGGUGCAAUUUAUUCUAAUACUGUAGUAGAUUAACAAAAAAUGUGCGCCUGUAAGGUUAACUUCAGAGUGCUACAUUUGUGUCUAUAGGAGGGCAUUUCUCUCUGUGUGAAAUGCAUAAAAUUCAGUAUUUUUUACAAAAAUGGUUGACUUAACUUUUGUAAGCUUUGACUGAAUCAGUGUGUACUGAUUGUUUUAUAUCAGGUGAUUUUGGUUGGGAGUGCAUUUAAUAAUAAGUCCCAUGACCAUAGCUGCAAACAGGAGAUGGGUUUUAAUUCUGUUCCCAAACUGGGAAUUCAGAUUUUAACAUAUAUAUUAUUAAGAUUACUGUGUCAAAACUCACUGAUGCCAAAAAAUUGAUCAAAAUGUGAUAACAUGACAGUUCUAGAUUAUCAUAUUAUUGAAUUGUGUUUCAACGAAAAAAAAAAAAAGAAGAAAGACAUCUUUGCUUGUAUUCUCAUGUUGUUUUUAGUAUUGAUAUUGUCAUUAUUGUCUCCCCUUGAUAAAAGGAAGACAUUGGUUUUUGUGACUGCUUUGUUUAUGUUUGUGUCAAGACUUGAGAAAAUAAUUAGGGUAUUUGUGUCAGAAUGAAAGAAUACAUGUGUUAUUAUAAGGAUUUAUGGGAAAAUAUAUCAAAUUUCCCAUAGAGAAUAAGAUUUUAUGAAUGCAUUUUUUUUUCAUGCAGCAUUACUUGUAUCUGAAAGAAAUCAAAUUUUUUGUAUGGAAGAUUUGAAUAACUUUAGUAUUCCACAUUUAUCGGUAUUAAAAAAGUCCAUCUUUUAUUUUAUUGAAGUUGAAUUUUUAAAAUAGGAAGCUUCAUUCACUGAACAUUUUUACAUAAAGAACAAAACAUUGUGGAUACUAGCUUUUUUUCCAUCUUAAUA
Messenger RNA from Saccostrea echinata, 7349 nucleotides. Its product is annotated as sodium channel protein 1 brain-like. The transcript has 27 exons. Lineage: Eukaryota; Metazoa; Mollusca; Bivalvia; Ostreida; Ostreidae. The record is from RefSeq and is a predicted model, not a curated record. Bases 526 to 6447 code for a protein of 1973 amino acids. Gene Ontology annotation, cellular component: plasma membrane; voltage-gated sodium channel complex. Gene Ontology annotation, molecular function: voltage-gated sodium channel activity. Gene Ontology annotation, biological process: neuronal action potential; membrane depolarization during action potential; sodium ion transmembrane transport.